AUGUUGAUAGUGGGGAUCCUCUGGAUAUUGCUGCUGGGCUCUCCGCAAGUGGAGAGCAAGUUCAAGAGCCUCCAUUGUACUAGCCUUGACAUGGACUAUGGGGAGUUUCUUCUGUGCAAAAUACAGGCCAUCAAUCGGUACAGGAACUCGAUCAGCAUUUCGUAUCUGAACAAGCACACAGUCCCCAGUCACUUGACCGUUCGCUUGGAGUUUUUUAAACGUGCUAAUGGCUGGAGACCUUUUCUCUACAACAUCACGCUGAACGUGUGCGAUUUCUUGGAUAGGAAUAAGACCAAGCCUAAUAACAACAACAGGAUCGUCUUCCGCCUGGCUGCGGCCUACCUCAUACCCUAUAUAACUCGUAGCUACUCCUGUCCUUUCAUGGAAAAUACGGUGCUGAAACUUGUGAAGCUAGAGUUCGAUGUGGAAAAGUUCCGCACUCGUUUCCCCAUCGAGACGGGCGAGUAUGCUCUGCAGUUCAGUUUGUAUCACAAAAAGGUUCUUAAGUAUACAGUCAAUGGAUCGAUGGAGUACUCCAACUACAGAGAGCACUAAAAUCAAUAAAUCGACGCCCGAAAUCAUUCACAGAAAGGGUGCGGGGUAGUCGGAAUUCUAGCACUUAAAUACUAAAAAUAAUGUUUGUCCCUAUAAUAAUCCAAAUCUAUUAUCGAAUCGCUUAAACGCUCAACGGUCAA
Drosophila miranda is the source of this 695-nucleotide messenger RNA. RefSeq lists its product as uncharacterized. Lineage: Eukaryota; Metazoa; Arthropoda; Insecta; Diptera; Drosophilidae. The record is from RefSeq and is a predicted model, not a curated record. The transcript is spliced from 3 exons. Bases 1 to 555 code for a protein of 184 amino acids.